AAAGAACAUAUAUCACGUUGUAUAGAGAAUAAUUAUUAGUAUAAAAGUUUAAUAAUUAGUGUGGUUUUGGAGAGAGAGAGAGAGAGAAUAUGAUAGGGAUAAGGGAGCGAAAAUUCAUGAGUCCAGUCUUCUCUACAUCUUCAAUCUUUGUGGUGUUGCCCAUUAUCCCUUUGGCGGCCCUCUUGGUAAUUUUUUUCUCCAAUUAUUCGGUUCUGGUGACCACCCCUUCUUCUUCUUCUUCUUCUUCUUCCCCAACAUCUGAGUUAUGGAGAAUCAUAGGUAAUAAUUCAUCUUCAGCUGCAACUACUGCUAAUCUCUCCAUUCAAUUAGCACCCGCAGAAACUCCCCUAAUCAGUUUCCCAAAACCCGAUUUUCGCACCAUAUCAUCGACUCCCGAAGCAGCUUCUCAAAUAGGAGAAGAAAAUCAGAAUAAAAGUGGUACUCAAAAUUCAAGAAGCAGAGAUGUUGCAAAAAUAAAACUGAGCAGCAGUCUGCAUAAAUUGGAAGCAAGGUUGGUUGAAGUAAGGGCUUCCAUAAGGGAAGCUGCUCUUGUUGCCAGGAACUUCACCCCUAAUAGUCAUGACUCGCUCUCAGACCCGGACUUUACUCCAAAAGGACACAUAUACAGGAACCCAAAUGCUUUCCACAGGAGUUACCUAGAAAUGGAAAAGUUGAUGAAGAUAUACGUGUACGAGGAAGGAGAACCGCCGGUGUUUCAUGACGGGCCAUGUAGAAGCAUAUACUCAUCGGAGGGAAGAUUCAUCCAUGAGAUAGAAAAGGGCGGGUUGUUUCGGACAAGAGAUCCCAACAAGGCACUCGUGUAUUUCUUGCCGUUUAGCGUUGUGAACAUGGUUCGGUACUUGUACGUACCGGAUUCUCAUGACACAAAACCCAUGCGGCGUGUCGUCGUCGACUACAUGAAUCUCAUUGCACAUAAACAUCCCUUCUGGAACCGCAGCCUUGGUGCCGACCAUUUCAUGCUUUCUUGUCAUGAUUGGGGACCUAGUACAUCAUCUUUUGUGCCACAUCUAUACCACAGGUCCAUCAGAGCUUUGUGCAACGCAAAUACUUCGGAGGGGUUUAGGCCUUCAAAAGACGUAUCCUUCCCGGAGAUCAAUCUGCUGACAGGCGAAGUCAGGGGGCUCGGUGGGCCCUCUCCUUCGAAACGCACCAUCUUGGCUUUCUUUGCAGGUCGUCUACACGGCUACAUAAGGUACUUACUUCUAAACCAAUGGAAAAACAAAGACCAGGACGUCCAAGUCUACGACCAACUUCCUAGACGAGUGUCUUACCAAGACAUGAUGAAAAAGAGCAAGUUCUGCCUCUGCCCUAGUGGCUACGAGGUGGCAAGCCCCCGAGUGGUGGAGGCCAUUUACGCCGGAUGCGUCCCAGUGUUGAUCUCCGACGGCUAUGUUCCGCCUUUUAACGACGUCUUGAAUUGGAAGUCGUUUUCCGUCCAGAUUAAGGUGAAUGACAUACCCAAGAUUAAGGAGAUAUUGAUGGGGAUUUCCACACGGCACUACUCGAGACUUCAAAGGACACUGAAACUGGUGCAGAGACAUUUUCUGGUCAAUGCAACUCCUAAGAGAUAUGAUGUCUUUCACAUGAUUCUUCACUCCAUUUGGCUCCGUCGAUUAAACGUUCGCUUUCCAGAUUACAAUAGUGAUGCUCACUUUAAAGGCUAUCAUGACCAAACAACUCAAUUAAUGCACUAAUUGUUGUUUCUCUACUACAACUUCUUACAUUACAUUUCUUGAAACACUGUUAGUUUCCAUUUAUAACAAACGAUACUGUAAAGAAAAAAAAAAAAA
This is a messenger RNA of Morus notabilis, 1811 nucleotides long. RefSeq names its product probable glycosyltransferase At5g03795. Bases 90 to 1715 code for a protein of 541 amino acids. The transcript has 4 exons. Gene Ontology annotation, molecular function: glycosyltransferase activity. The record is from RefSeq and is a predicted model, not a curated record. NCBI's taxonomy places the organism in Eukaryota, Viridiplantae, Streptophyta, Magnoliopsida, Rosales, Moraceae.